GUCUGAUUUACCCACCACCUCAAAUCUUCCCAAUCCUUCCAUACGACAGAUACUCUUCCUUGGUUAAUCCCUGCUACCUACCCUUCCUUCUUUCACCGCUUUAGAUACAUUUGCUUCUUCAUUCUUUUUAGUGGGCAAUCUCCACCGCUUAAUCCCUCCACCUAUUACUCAAAACCUUCAAUCACUUUCAAUGUUUACUUCUUCUAUUGCCCGACCGCCUCUCAUCUUAUCAACGUUACCUCAUCGCCUUCCACCGCCUCACCACCUCAGAGAAGUCGUCUUCGGAUCCGAUUCAGAUGGUCGCCGAUUUCAUACGCUCCACCACCAAUGUUCGUUUCAGGUUUCGGGUCCCUUCAGACCUAAAGUUGGUUUUGCUCAAGGUUUUCGUAAAGAAGAUGAAUCCCACCACUUGAUUGGAAUCAUCUUCCAAACUGUUAUGAAAUAUGCUGUCUAUACUUUGGAAAUAAGAAUAGUUGGUGAUGAAGACAUAUCUUCUCAAUUUUUACUUUUUUCGUUCUCUUAUUCAUCUUUCUGA
Lactuca sativa (garden lettuce) is the source of this 535-nucleotide messenger RNA. The record is from RefSeq and is a predicted model, not a curated record. NCBI's taxonomy places the organism in Eukaryota, Viridiplantae, Streptophyta, Magnoliopsida, Asterales, Asteraceae.